UUGACACAUACUGCGCGAAAACGACCUGUUUAAAAUGUCCUAGCGCUGAUGGAACAUGUUCCCACGAGACUUUGCGUGGGGAGCGGGAACUGCUGCGUAUCAAAUUGAAGGUGGCUGGCAGGCAGACGGUAAGGGGGCGAGUAUCUGGGACACGUUUACUCACGAGGGGGGCCGAGUGUUCGGGGAGCAGAAUGGAGAUGAGGCCUGCAGGAGCUACGAGCUGUGGGACGAGGACCUGAAGUGCAUCCAGACGCUCGGACUGACACAUUACCGUCUGUCUCUCUCCUGGGCCCGCCUCCUGCCUGACGGGAACACACGACACGUCAAUCAAAAAGGGGUGGAGUACUACAACAAGGUGAUUGAUGAUUUGCUGGCCUGCAAUGUAUCCCCCAUGGUCACACUUUACCACUUCGACCUGCCUCAGGCUCUGCAGGAUCAGGGCGGCUGGAAAUCAGCAGGUACCGCGACCCUGUUCGACAGCUACGCCAAGUUCUGCUUCCACACAUUUGGCGACCGAGUCAAACUUUGGAUCACCAUCAACGAGCCCUACGUGUGUGCCAAACUGGGCCACGAGGACGGCAUCCACGCCCCGGGGUUAAAGGAGCCGGGGACUGCCGCCUACCUGGUGGGCCACAACAUGCUGCGAGCCCACGCCAUGGCCUGGCACAGCUACGACUCUCUGUACAGGGCGCAGCAGGAGGGCGCCGUGUCUCUGGCCAUCAACAGCGACUGGCUGGAGCCUCUGAACGCAGGAUGCACCGAGGAUAUCGCUGCCACUGAACGCCUCCUCGCCUUCACACUCGGGUGGUUUGCCUGGCCUGUGUUUGUAACAGGAGAUUAUCCAGAAAUAAUGAGAUCAGCCAUCGACGCUCAGAGUGAGAAGACGGGCUGCAGCUCGAGACUGCCCAGUUUUUCUAAGGAUGAGCCAGCCAUUCUGGGCACAGCAGACUUCUUUGCGCUGAAUUACUACACGUCUCGUAAAGUGAAGCAGGGAGGAGGUUGUGGAGAGAAGCUGUGUAUGAAGAGCGACCGAGACGCAGGAGAAGUUUUGCACCCGUCCUGGCCUAUCUGUGGUGUGUCCUGGCUCGCUGUUGUGCCUCAAGGCUUGAGGAAACUUCUCAAGUACAUCAAGAACAAUUUCAACAACCCAGCGGUGUACGUCACAGAGAACGGCUUCUCUCAGGUGGGCCCGCUGCAGACCGAGGACGUGCAGCGCGCCGAGUUUUACAAGGACACCAUCGCAGAAGUGGCUAAAGCUCUACAAGAAGAUGGGGUUAAUGUCCGUGGAUACUUCGCCUGGUCACUGCUGGACAACUUCGAAUGGGCGGAUGGAUUCAGCGUCCGUUUUGGAUUGUUCCAUGUGGACUUCGCUGAUGCAAAGCGAAAACGAACAUUAUACCGGUCUGGACGGGAGUACGCAAAGAUCAUCUCGAAAAACAGAUGUGGUCAAUCUUGAAGAUAAAACUUAAUACAAAUAAUUAGAAAUCCACGUUGUACAGCCUUAUUAAACUAGCAGAUUUUGCAUUAUA
Molecule: messenger RNA, 1529 nt
Organism: Trematomus bernacchii (emerald rockcod)
Lineage: Eukaryota; Metazoa; Chordata; Actinopteri; Perciformes; Nototheniidae
Gene: gba3
Product: glucosidase, beta, acid 3
Exons: 6
Coding region: 56-1456 (466 amino acids)
Biological process (GO): carbohydrate metabolic process
Molecular function (GO): hydrolase activity, hydrolyzing O-glycosyl compounds
Source: RefSeq, a predicted model, not a curated record